AUGGACCACGACGUGGAGGUCGCUCUUUGGCAGCGAGGAAUUUUGCUUGAAGGAGACCAAGAAAUUGGACCUGCCUGCUACCUCUUUGAAGCUUCCAUCUCAGCCUUCUCCACACUUUUGCAAGUUCUUACUGCUGAUUCAGUUCAUUAUGAUUCAGAAUCAUACGGAAGUCUCAGGGAGGAGUUCCGGAAGUUCUACAUGUGGAAUGAAGGCUUUUCGACGCGCACCGGGGACCUAGACCACGUUUUAGCCUGCUCUAAAAAUCUUAAGGCAACAGUCUUAAGCCUGAUGGUUCAAUGGGUUAAAACCGUCUCUAAAGUACCGGAAAUCAUGCCCGAAUUUGACUGGUCUUCUGUCUUCACCAAGUUUACCGAGCUCCAAAUGAUCACCGGCAAGGUAGAGCAGGUCGCGAAAGCUUCGAUCUCAGACAUGAAAUCACAAUAUUCUGUUUUUGAUAGCUUCAACCUUGAAGACGGUUCGGAAUCGGAUUCAGAUUCAGACCUUGAAUCAUAUAUGAGCGAAUACGUCUUUGAAGACAUCAUUGAGGAUUUAAGUACGUAUAUGGAAAGUUUAGCCGAUCUAUCACCUUCUCUCGAUCACCCCGCCACAGACCAUGCAUUCAUCGAGGACGUUAACACAUCACUCAUCGAUGAAUUCUCAACUGUCUCCGAACCCGCCAAGCCUUUUGUCUUGAUAAUCAGGGAUCGUUUCCCAUCUUUGGACGCUGGUAUCGCCAAAAGAUUAGGAGAAGCUAAUUGGCAACGACGGGAGCGACUGCGGAUGAAGCUUGCCUCUGCUCCCGAAAUGGGAGAGUUCUACGCGGAGGACGAUGGCAAUUCAAGCACUGGAGACACAAUCGUCGAUGCAGGCCGGCAAGUGGUCGAGGAUCAGCAAACGAUAGUGGGCACUGCCCGUUCGAGUAUCAGCGUUACAAGGACCUUUCAGUCAACCACGAUAGAAUCUCGAUUCUCAGAUCCGUCUAUAUUUGACAAUGCGUCAAUUCAUGUCCCUACUCCUGGUCGGGUUCGCCGUGCUGAAUCAGUAACAUCAUUCGCUACUUCAGUAGCCCGGGGGAUGGACUAUGGGCAACGGAGAGUGCCCAAUUUGCCAGUAGACCAUGUUUAUGGAUCGACGUUUCAAUGUAACAUAUGUGGUGAUACUUUGACAACGAUCCGGCACCGUUCAGAUUGGAAGUAUGAAACAUGUCUUCAACGACCUGGAGCCCUAUAUCUGCCUCUUCAGUAA
Messenger RNA from Hyaloscypha bicolor E, 1245 nucleotides. RefSeq lists its product as uncharacterized. NCBI's taxonomy places the organism in Eukaryota, Fungi, Ascomycota, Leotiomycetes, Helotiales, Hyaloscyphaceae. The record is from RefSeq and is a predicted model, not a curated record. The transcript is spliced from 3 exons. The coding region runs from base 1 to 1245 and encodes 414 amino acids.